Messenger RNA from Synchytrium microbalum, 1377 nucleotides. It is a transcript of the gene PRO2, whose product is annotated as glutamate-5-semialdehyde dehydrogenase. The record is from RefSeq and is a predicted model, not a curated record. NCBI's taxonomy places the organism in Eukaryota, Fungi, Chytridiomycota, Chytridiomycetes, Synchytriales, Synchytriaceae. Bases 1 to 1377 code for a protein of 458 amino acids. Gene Ontology annotation, molecular function: glutamate-5-semialdehyde dehydrogenase (NADP+) activity; NADP binding. The transcript has 5 exons.
AUGGCCAACAGCCAGUCAGAUAUUCUAGCUCUGGCGAAAUCCGCACGGCUGGCUGCUCUUCAACUGCAAACUGCCUCAGACGCGGAAAAGAGGACAGCUCUGCGCUUUAUUCACCAACAUCUGCAGGCUCAUAAACAACAGAUCCUGGAGGCUAAUGCUAGAGAUUUACAGGCCGCCAAGAACGAUACACAUCUAUCCUCAACGUUGGUGAAGCGGCUGGAUUUGAAUGCUGGUGGUGACAAGUUUGACUCGAUGCUUCAAGGUGUUUUGGACGUUCAAUCUCUAACUGAUCCAUGUGGACAAGUCACGUUAGCAACAAAGCUAGAUGACGGAUUAGAAAUGUUUCGAGUUACUUGUCCUGUUGGAGUCCUACUCAUGAUAUUCGAGGCUCGCCCCGAAGUUGUCGUACAGGUCGCGUGUUUGGCCAUAAAAUCAGGAAACGCCGUCGUUCUAAAAGGUGGCAAAGAAGCAUCUCAUUCAAACCAAAUAUUACAUAAAGUCAUAUCUGCAGCUCUAGCAGAAGCAUCUAUAUCCACAGUCCCAGCUUCAGGCAUUCAACUGGUGUCGACUCGAGAAGCUGUAUCCGAUUUGUUGCUUCUCGACAAGUAUAUCGAUAUGGCAAUCCCAAGAGGUGGUUAUGAUCUCGUAAAGUAUGUCAAGAAGCAUGCUACCAUGCCUGUAUUGGGACAUGCUGAUGGUCUCUGCUCUAUAUACCUGGAUGAGACUGCUGAUGUUAGUAAGGCCAUUCCUGUGAUUGUCGACAGCAAGACCAGUUACCCUGCUGCCUGCAACUCAACAGAGACUUUGCUCGUCCAUGCAAACUGUCUAGCGACAGUUUUUCCCAAAGUGGCGGAUGCUUUACUAGCAGCAGGCGUAUCAUUACGAUGCGACCCAGCCUCAUAUACGUCCAUAUCAUCACGUAAACCACCAUCAACAUCAUCAGCAACCAUAACAACAUCAACUCCCGAAGACUACAACACAGAAUUCCUAGACUUGGUACUAGCAGUCAAAACCGUCUCAUCCCUAUCCGAAGCCAUCAUCCACAUAAACACAAACGGAUCACAUCACACUGACGCCAUAAUAACCGAAUCAAAACCACAUGCCGAACAAUUCAUGGCUCAAGUCGAUGCUGCCGGUGUAUACUGGAAUGCAUCAACGAGAUUCGCGGAUGGAUUUAGAUAUGGGUUUGGGGCUGAAAUUGGUGUGUCGACAAACAAGACACAUGCUAGAGGACCGGUGGGAUUGGAAGGGUUGGUUAUUUACAAGUACAGAAUUUACGGGAGUGGGAAUGCUACUGCGGAUUAUAGUAAGAAGAGAAAGUACUUGCAUGAGCCAAUUGAUAUCGAGUCUGUCAAGCAUCGAUUCAUAACAAAGUAG